UACAGCACCCCGCUGCACCCCACUUGAGAAGAGGAGGGGCCUCCACGUUGACUGCUUCCCGGGACACCCCACCCCCACCCCCACCCCCAGUGUGACUCGGCGACGUUAACGACUAAAAUUGAUCAGCUUCCAGUUCCACAGCUCGAACCAGUGUUUCCUAAAGUUGGGGACAUGUUUGUGUCGUGUGCGAGCUGUCGUCUCUGAGCCGACACGACUGCACCCUCAGGAUUUUUGUGCACUGCCAUCACUCUCAGACACACACAGGGAAUGAUGCAAUCAACAACAACUAAUGGAGAGGCUUCUUUCUAGCAAAAACAGUCCGGCAAAUGAGAAUGGAGUCGUCGUGUCUGGAUCUGGCUCUGGAAGGCGAGCGGCUCUGUAAGGCAGGCGACUACAGAGCAGGUGUCUCCUUCUUUGAAGCUGCCAUUCAGGUGGGGACAGAGGACCUUCAAAUUCUCAGUGCCAUCUACAGCCAGCUGGGAAAUGCCUACUUUCACCUUCAGGAGUACAUCAAAGCUUUGGAAUACCAUCGGCAUGACCUCACACUCACCAGAGCAAUCGGAGAUGAAGUUGGUGAGGCUAAAGCCAGCGGUAACCUUGGGAACACGUUAAAGCUUUUAGGGCGCUACGAUGAGGCUGUGGUUUGUUGUCAAAGACAUCUGGAGAUCACAAAAGCCAUUUAUGACAAGGUUGGCCAAGCGCGAGCACUAUAUAAUUUCGGGAAUGUUUACCACGCCAAAGGCAAGAGCAUCUGCUGGAGUGGAGCCAAGCCGGGGGAGUUUCCAGAGGAGGCCAGGACCGCUCUGAGGAAAGCCGCACACUACUAUGAAGCUAACCUGAGCCUGGUGAUGGAGCUGGGGGAUCGAGCUGCUCAGGGCCGGACGUAUGGGAAUCUCGGUAACACGUACUAUCUCCUGGGUGACUUUGAAUCUGCAAUAGUUGCACAUGAAAAGCGGCUUCUUAUUGCUAAAGAGUUUGGGGAUAAGUCGGCCGAGCGGAGAGCCCACUGCAACCUUGGCAACGCUCACAUUUUCCUCGGCCAGUUUGAAACAGCAGCUAAUCACUACAAGAGGACUCUGCAGCUGGCCAGGCUUUUGAAGGACCGAGCGGUGGAAGCUCAGGCUUGUUACAGUCUGGGAAACACCUACACGCUACUGCAGGACUAUGAGAGGGCCAUCGAUUACCACCUCAAACAUCUGGUCAUCGCCCAGGACCUCAAGGAUUGCGUUGGUGAAGGAAGAGCGUACUGGAGUUUAGGAAAUGCCCACACUGCCCUAGGGAAUCACGAGCAGGCAAUGCUCUUUGCUGAAAAACAUCUGGAAAUUGCAAAACGGACUGGAGAUAAAAGCGGAGAGAUGACCGCCAGGAUGAACCUGGCAGAUCUACGGUUGGUUGUUGGACCCAAGUCCAAUCCCAGCAUGCAAUACAUGUUUCCCAACAACAGAAUCAACGACCCCGAUCCUUUAGAAACCCAACCAAGUCAUCUCAUCCUGCCAGGGGUGAGAACUUCAUUAAGGAGAGGCAGCGCAGAAAACCUUCUGGUGAUCCCAGGUCAGCAUCAGAGGCAAACUGAAGGUCUCCCAGCAGAUUUAGACAAGGAGGAAGAUUUGUUCUCCGGAUCAUCUAAAAGCAACACGAUCAAAGCAUCGACCAGACUCUUCCUCUUCCAGCGGCUGAGCAGCAAGAAGCAGAAGAACAGCAAACCUUUUGCAAAAGAUCAGGAGGAAAACCAGAACAACUACGCCGUCGCUGAUCCAAACUCACCGGUGUCUCCUAAGCAAAGACACCAGGACACCGUUGGAGAGGACAGCUUCUUUGACGUCCUCUCUCGUUUCCAGAGCAACAGACUGGACGACCAAAGGUGUUCACUGGAUAGCCAGAGCCAUGUCCCUGCUCACCCCUCCCCUACCUCUUCCUUACCUGUAGCUGAAGGAAAUUCUGCCUCAGAACAAAACGCAGCAUCGCAGGAUCCUGGUCAUUUCCUGGAGCGGCUGGCCAGCUGCCAGGCCCACCGUCUGGACGACCAGCGGGCCAGCGGCAGCCAUUUUCCUGGCUUACAUCUCAGCACCUGCAACCCGCCUCAUAUACCCUCCACCUCCAGCACAGACCCUGCACCACCCCAAGAAAGCCCUCAUAUUCCCUCCCAGUACAGCCACCUUGAGGCUAGCGCUGAGCCGCCCGAGGCGGACGACGUCUUCUUCGACAUGCUGGUGAAGUGCCAGGGCUCCAGGCUGAACGACCAGAGGAGUUCUGCUCCGCCUCCCGAACCCAAAGGGCCGACCGUUCCGGACGAGGACUUUUUCGCACUCAUUCUACGUUCCCAAGGCAACAGGAUGGAGGAGCAGCGAGUCCCGCCUCCCGCCAGCAUCACUCUGGACAAACCAGGCUGACUUCAUGAGGACAGCAGUAUCCCAGGAUGUGAUGAGACCUUUUUUAUUUAUUUUCCUUGAAAUAUUCUUUCAGGUUUCUGAAAAAGCACACACUUCUCCAAGGAUGCAGGACUUUUUUUAAGAGCUAUAACUGGUCUGGGGCACAGAUGUCUUGGACCAACCUACAGUACAUAUUAGCUUUUUUCCAGAGCUUCCAUUACAUGACAAACCGGAUCAUACCAGCUUUUGUUGGACUCUAAAUCUAUUUGUUCUCGAUGAAAGCUGAAUCGGCGUUUUUAAACUGGAAGUGUCACGCGGCCACUGCACAGAAACAAUGACAUGUCAGGAGGGAGACGGCUUUUAUUUGAGCUCAGCCUCAAACUGUCCAGCAGUAAGUUAUUGGAAAGUUUCUACAACAAACCUCCUGUGGGGAAAUAAAGUGCAGCAUCCGUUUCACCUGGAGACCAGAGGAACCCCUUCGGGAUAUUUCAAUCUCCUUGAGAUUUAAAGAGAGUGAUUUCUGCUACGCUAAAGGCUGUAAGGCUCCUACUGAAGUGACAUAGGAUCAUAUUUUUUUAACUGGAAGAUCAUUUUAAGGAUGAUUUGUAUUUAGGAAGACAAACUUUUAGCCUUUGGAGUAACAAUCAUGAAUUCUCAGGAGAUUUCAACAUAUUUAUUAGAGCAGGGGUGUCCAAACUGAGAAUUGUACACAAAAAAUGAUAGUAUUGGAUUGACUGCUAUUUGAUGUCAUUGAAUCUGCCUUUAAAUAAAAAAAAGCAAACCUGACAGCUGUAGGAACCAGUCAGACCUUUCUAGAUCACAUAGGAGUUAGAAGAAAGUGUCACCAUGUGUGCAUCAAUGCCAAAUUUCAAAUGAUGUUUCUUAAAAACAAAAUAACCCCUGAUAGCUAUUUCCUUUCCAAAAUGUGGAAAAUGUUUACACCAGAGUGAAUGGGAACUAACUUGCUUUUAUGGCACAUCGUCUAUGCUCGCUACUCUGUUAACUCUUUUUUAUUUUUUUCCACAUGGUUUCUGUUUUAAACUGGAAGUAAACGUUUUGAUGUAUCUGCUUUUUCCUUCAUUUCUGAAUUUUUAAAAUGAUGUUGCUCAAAAGAGCUGAUCCACCAAGAUUUCUUUAAUUAUGAGUUUAAAAAACUUGAGUGCAGGCUUCAUAUAUGUUCCAUAUUCAGUCCUAUUUGUUGUAUUUCUUUCACUUAAAGCCCAUUAGAGAUUGACGAUGUGCUGAAUGCUGGACGCCCUGCAUCAGCAUUUAAACUUAAAAAAAAAGUGAUUUAAAAUGUGCCUUCUAUUAUGUCCUCUCUCUAUGACCAUGUGUGUAUUGUAUUUUUCUGAAAAUGGGUCAGAACGUGCAAAUCAAAGGUGCUGGACUCCCUUAAACCUGUCAUGCCUCAGACGUGAGUCUUUCUUGAUUCCGUUUCCAUCUGAAAUGCAAAAAAAUUAAAAAUAAAAUCUGCUUUAUUUUCCUUCGACAUAUAAAGACAAAGGAUUUGGUCAAAUUUGAUGAUGGUUGAAAUGCUUUUACCUGUUGACGCAGCAGUUGAUGAGGCAGCUUUUGUUUUCCUGAAGUCUAUAAAGUCCAGAUUUGGGCAGAUCUUUACAAACCGACAGGAACUUCUGCAGGUCGGACGUUGGGUUUCCACUCUGCUGCUGGUGCUGAGUCGUGAAAAUCAGAGAAUUUGUGUGUAAAUAUGACAACACGUGCAUGUUCUGUCAGAGCAGUAAACAGAAACCUGUGGGUUGUUUUGGAAUGUGGGAUCAUAAAAGUGCAGUUGUCACCUUGA
This is a messenger RNA of Oryzias latipes (Japanese medaka), 4170 nucleotides long. RefSeq names its product G-protein-signaling modulator 2. Lineage: Eukaryota; Metazoa; Chordata; Actinopteri; Beloniformes; Adrianichthyidae. The record is from RefSeq and is a predicted model, not a curated record. Gene Ontology annotation, biological process: establishment of mitotic spindle orientation. Gene Ontology annotation, cellular component: cell cortex. Gene Ontology annotation, molecular function: G-protein alpha-subunit binding; GDP-dissociation inhibitor activity.